This is a messenger RNA of Plutella xylostella (diamondback moth), 612 nucleotides long. RefSeq names its product zinc finger protein 593 homolog. Lineage: Eukaryota; Metazoa; Arthropoda; Insecta; Lepidoptera; Plutellidae. The record is from RefSeq and is a predicted model, not a curated record. Gene Ontology annotation, molecular function: zinc ion binding; nucleic acid binding.
UUUCAUUCACUCUUUCUUUUUGACGGUGACGUUGUUGUCAUCGCGUGUUUCAAUUUCAGUAAUUUUCAGUAUUUUUAUUAUGCCAUACAAACGCAAGAAGUAUCAUCAUGGUGAUACUCAUUUAGCACGUCGUUGGAGAGUUCGUAACAGGACGAAGGAUUUAGAUGAGAUAGACGUGGACUUGAAAGAAGAGAAUUCUGAGAAGCUCUUGAACCAGAGUGUGGACUUGGACCUUCCUGGAGCUGCACAGCAUUACUGCCUGCACUGUGCGCGCUACUUCAUUGAUGACAAAGCGUUGAAGGAUCACUUUAAGACGAAAGUGCACAAACGGCGACUAAAAGCACUAGAACUAGAGCCGUACAGCAUAGAGGAGUCGGAGCGGGCCGCUGGAUACGGCAAUUUCAAAAAAGCAGAGAAAAGAAAGAUUGUUACACAGAAUACUGAAAAGCCAGUAGCCACAGACCAGGACGGAGACACUGUGAUUGAAGAUAUUAGCCCCACAAAGAAGCAAAAGAUUGAUGAUGCUACGUAAAGCUAGACUAUUCAAUAAUAUUUUAAGUUUUAAAAAGUUGAAUGUUCGGCAUUCAGCUCUAUUUAUAAAUGGUUCUAAAG